GUUUUAGUGAUCAGUACUACAGUGGAUGUCUCAGCAAAGUUGCUACCCUUGUGUUUUUGCAACCAAGGCUUUGUAAUUAUUCGAGAUUGAAUACACGCACAGACACACACACACACACACACACACACACACAAACUGCAUUGCUAACAGUAUGUCAUCCAGGGAUUAGUGCAUUUAAUCUUAUUUUUUUUUUAUCUCAAUUAAAUUGCUUUGUUUGUAAUAUAUUGAAAUAAAAUUGAAUUCUGAAUUAGGUAGAAAGUGACUUUUAAGUAGAAAUAGAUUUGAAAAGUCAAUAUUUUUGAUUGAAAUUGCGAAAAUGCACAAACAACUGAGCAUAUCAGCAGUUUCAGUGUAAUGUUGCUACUGUUUACCAACACUAAAUGUCCUGGGCCAUUGCAGUAGUGGAAUGUAUGGGCUUACUUGUGUAAUUGUAAUGCAUAUAAGUUAAUAAAUGCCCACAUAGAAUCCAUAAGGAUCAUUAAAAUCCCAGUGAUAUCUAUGACAAUAUGAAUCUCCAACAAACAAUAAUAUAGGAUCAAUUGUAAAUAUUCAAUGUAUUGAAUUGCCAGACUAGAAAUUGAGUUGGAGUGAUGUAAUGGUCUUUAAAUAAUUCAUAUAUGGAGGAAAAGUAAAAGAGGCUGAGCUGUGGAGGAGAAGAAAAUCAAUGAGGAUGAGAGAGCAUAAAUGAGAAAGACAGAGGUAUAGAGAGAGAGAGAGGGAGAAAGAGGAGUGGAGAGAAUCAGAAGAGACAGGCGUUUAGGCAGAUGGAUGGGAACCCCACCCAGGCCUGCUUCCUCUCUGUCUGCUCAGUCCAGUGAUAAGCAGCUGAGGAGGAAGUCGACCACUCUUUCAUCAGGACAUGUGAGGGUAGAAGAUCGGUUGUAUUUGCUGACGAGGAAUUGUGAAGCUCCAGUCUCAGUGUGUGAUGAAGAUGCUGUAGGUGGCCUUUGUAACAGUGAAGCCACAAACAUCUGAUGACCUCACAGCCUCCUGACGAGCCAAAAGAACGCAAAUAAUAAAGUGGAGGGUUGAUUUUGACUUCACAUCUCACAGACUUUGUCUCCAGCCCCUGAACAUUUCAGUCGGAGCUGAGGGAUUACUUGCCCAGAGUGUGUAUCUGGCUAAGUAAUGUAGUUUGCCACCCAAAUUGGCUCGAUUUGGGGAGUAUAAGUUUAGCUCUGGCAUAAAGCUGUAUUAGCUUUCCCCCGAGAGGGAGUUGACGUCCCCUCCAGAGUGAAUGAAGGGCCUGACUUGUUGGAGGAGAACAGGCUUCUGACUUGGCUUCAGACUGCAGGCUGCUCGGAUCUUCCUCACCCCUUCCCAGCUUUCCAACAUACCUAAAACACCUGCAUUUGACCAGCUGACAGCUAGUCAGUUUGUUGGACAUGUGGAUGCUGCUAACGCGGUUUUUGCGCCCAUUUUGGAAAAUCAUCUAGUUGUGAGACUUGUAGCUGAGGGGAAGGCCCAGCCAUGGAGGGUCUUGAGCAGCUUGACAUAGUGAGCGAUAUCAGCCCAGCUCUUGAGGCCACCGAGGACUUUAUCCACUGCAUGGAUGGGAUGCAAGGCCAAGGUCCGAGCCAAGCUCAGACAGGGACCCUCCAGCCUUCCAGGCAGCCCAAGCAGCUGCAGGAGGUCUCCAGCGCCGCACUGGGGAAGUUGAGCUCCAGCGGCGUGUGGAGCCUGCUGGCUGGAGAGCAGCCAGAGGUGGGGCCUCUAGGCCUGGCCUGGGCUGACAACUUCAGCGUGUUGGGACUGGGGAUGGGCCUGAGACAUGGCAAGAGAAGCCGAGCUCGCUCCACCAACGACCUGGCAGCCCAUACCAAGGAGUGCACCAACAACACCGCCAACUCCUCGUCCAACUCUGCUUUCAAGAAGGGACACAGCCGGUCCAGAUCAGACGUCAACUACCGGCCGUCUGCCUACACAGACAACGGACUGCCCACUGUGGACUGCAACACUCUGAAGAACAUGAUCCUCAACCACCAGCAAGAGGCUGAUAAAAGCAGCAGUGGCAGUGUAGUGAAGCAGGGUCAGAUGGAGCAGCGCGAGGGGCCCCGAGGCCGCUGGACACCCUGCCAUGUCGAGCUGACACCCUGUGAGCUCCGGCUGUACACUCUGGACAGCAGUGCCAACCGCCAGCUGGGCACCGCCUACUCCCUGUCACACUGCCAGAGCGUCAUUUUCCCAGCUCCAUGCAGCCAGCCCGGCCAGAUCACUCAACCCGCCGAUCAACGCACACUCCAGGCUUUGUUCUUCAACAGCACACGUCUCCAGCUGAGGGCGGCCAGCCAAUGGGAGGCCAUGGAGUGGAGACGGCUGAUGUGGGAGAAGGUGCAGGCAGCCAGACCUGUGAGGCAGGAGAACCGCCAGCGUAAGAACGCAGCAGAAAACCAACAGGUUGCAAAGUUUCCUGCACCCAUGUCACCUUCCUCGUCGCCAUCUCCAUCUGGGCUCGACACCAGGCCUGAUGGUGACAGCGACACCCCCACCUCGGCGGAGGCAUCGCUCUCUCUCCAGCCGAAUUCUGGCAUCCUGAGCAGACCCACUACCUUGCCUCUGUUUACCCAACGCUGCCAGGACGUCCUCAAAGCUGGUCUGCUCUACCAGCUGAUGGAUCAGAACAACUGGCGGGCCUUCACCUUCGUCCUGACCAGAUCCACUCUCCGGGCCUUCCCCACCGAGGGCCGUGGGUCCGUGUCCCAGCCUGCCCUUCAGUACUCCCUUGCCUCCUGCUUGGCCGUGCAGCAUGACCAGGAGCUGGAGAACGGAGAGACAUGGACAGAUAGAAGGGACUGCUUCCAGGUAGUUUUCCCCAAAGAUGUACUCAGACUUCGGGCAGACGAUCAACUCAAGGCUCACGAAUGGGUGGAGGCCCUGCGGGAUGCUGUCGGGGCGCAGAAGCCUGCCCAAGAAGACGGGGGAGGAUCGGGAGAAGGUGCUCCAGGCCUCCAAGUAGUGCUGUUGAGAUCAAAACCAUCCAGGGAAAGGAGACAGCGGGAGGCCCAGAGAGCAAAGCGGCAGUCAGUCACCACCAGUUUCCUCAGUAUUCUCACCUGUCUGGCUGUGGAAAAGGGGCUCACUGCUCAGAGCUUCAGGUGUGCAGGUUGUCAGCGUCCAGUGGGUCUUUCCAGAGGAAAAGCAAAGGUCUGCUACUACAGCGGCUGGUACUACUGCCACAGCUGCCAUCAGGACAACUCCUUCCUCAUCCCAGCACGCCUGCUGCACAACUGGGACACCAGCAAGCACAAGGUGUCUAAACAGGCCAAGGAGUUCCUGGAGUUUGUGUAUGAGGAGCCCCUUCUGGACGUCCAGCAGCUCAACCCUUGUCUGUACGAGCACUGUGAGCCUCUCAGCACUGUGCUGCGUCUCCGUCAGCAGCUCCAGUCACUGCGGGCCUACCUGUUCAGCUGCCGAGCAACCAUCGCAGAGGACCUCAGACGAAGGAUCUUCCCCAGAGAAUACCUGCUACAGCACAUUCACCUGUACUCCAUGGCUGACCUGCAACAGGUGAUUGAUGGAAAACUGGCUCCCUUCUUGUCCAAAGUGAUCAAAUUCGCCAGCUCCCAUGUUUUCAGCUGCAGUCUGUGUCGAGAGAAAGGCUUCAUCUGUGAGCUCUGCCACAACGGACAGGUCAUCUACCCCUUCCAGGAGAGUGCCACCAAGAGGUGUGACGGCUGCGGCGCCGUGUUCCACACCGAGUGCCGUCAGAAAGCUCAGCCGUGUCCUCGCUGCGUUCGCCGGGAACUCCACCACAAGAAGCCGUCCUCCUUCUGGUCGCCUGAUGACGACAGCCCCGGGUGCUUUCACCUGCCCUACCAAGACACCUGAGAGACACACACACACACACAAACACACACACAUACAGUAACAGUUAGGCGCUGCCAGGCCACGACUCUGGACAAAGUGCCUGUUUUCCUGAUGUGUGUGUGUGUGUGUUUGUGUGGGACUCCAGGACAGAUUUGGUGACAGUUUUGACCUGAGGACGAGCUCAGAGCGUCUGAUCCAUCGUCAGGUUUGUGUUUAUGUGUAUGUGUACUUGCUAACACACACACACACACACACACACACACACACACACACACACACACACACACACACACACACACACACACACACACACACACACACCUGAGCAAAGCCCCCCUUUGUCCUACCGUAAAGAGCAGGGAGAAAACCGACUGAAGGACUGCUGCACCAGGCUUUACAGACUCAACUACGUGUAUUUUGUAGUCCAACAUCCCACGUCAAGAGGGAACCCUCUGCUUCAUCCUCUCACCACAUCACUCCCUUCACUUAUUUCUCAUUCCAGGGGUUGAACGCAUGAAAUCACAGCAGAUAAACCGGAGACAUUUCUACUAAUAUUUGAAACAUUUUGGUUGUAUAUUCUUACCAUCAACUUCCAACGGCAUACUAAAGUUUAGUGUUGAAACAAUUAGUCAGUGUUCCAGGUUCUGUAAUGUGUGUGACUAUAAGUCGAACAAAAAAAAAGGCUAAUUGAAAAUGUCUACUACCCUUGAGAACAUGUAAUGGUGUUUUUUUUUAUCUUUACAGACUGAUUACCAGAGAAUGAAUCUAUGAUGAAAGUAAUCAUUAUUCGUAGCUCUACUCAUGUUAAAGCAGCCAAAACCAUUUCAGGAUUAAAGUCUCACACACUCUAGCCUUGAAAAAGUAGCUGUAAAACGUUUGUAGACUCCCUCCAUACAGAGAGUAGCAGCUGCUGUCAGCUUGGAUUCACGUCAGUUACAAUGAAAUCAAAUAUUAAAGGAUAGGUUCAGUCUGGCUCAUGAAACUCUAAAUCUGCUGUUUGAUUGGCACAUACCCAGAUGAUUUGUCUAAUUCAGACCGCUAAAGCCUCAUUAACUCCAGAUAAACUUCUUUUUGUACAGAACGAGGGCUGUGGAUAUUGUCUUCCAUCACCCGCAUUGAACGGUAUGGACAGGAGGAAGAUUACAGCGAGAAAAAUACACACUUUGGUAGAGGCAUUUGAGUAUUGUUUUAAGACGGACUGUGAACCUAUCCUUUGACCAGUUUUCAACAUCAGUAGAAACUUCUCAGACCCCUCCUGCAGCACAGUCCACUGUUUCACUGUCCAUCUGUAAGCUCACCACGUUCCAAACAAACCAUUAUAUUUGCUGUAAUGCGGCUAAAUACAAUUCAUCGAAAGCCUGUGCAAGGGAUAAAUCCAAGGAUGCAUUACCUGUUCUGGCGUGAGCUCCAGGAGAGUCGCAGGUCGAUUGGUUUAGGUACUGGCGAGGAUGGAAAACAAUCCAGGAAGUCCAGUUUGAGUAUCAGAUUAAUGCGUUUUAGGGCUCAUUUGACACUGCUGAGUGCUUUAUUGUACUCUGAGACAGGAUUUUACAACUCCCUUUAUCUUUCGUCACAGCAGAAACACAAAGUAACGCUUGCACAUUCCCAGAUGACGAUGCAUUGCUCCAAAAGUUGAGUCAGCUUUUUUGCUAGAUGACCGUGAAGUGGAUUACGCUGCAGUUUCAUGAGAUCCUAUGAUUUUGACAUUUUGCUAGUUUUUGCCCAACCAUGACAACAUGUCGCCACUGAAGUCUAUUGUAACUGACUGAACCAGACACUACAAAAAAACAAAUAAAAUGUCAUAAUCAAGUCUUCACGGGGAGUAUUUGAUUAGAUUUGGGGUUCACGUGGGCUGUAACUGGAGCCUUUGGAUUGGGAUGUUUUACCAACUAAUAAUAAAAUAAUUAGAAGUAAUUGCUGUGAUUGAAGGAUAGAAAUCCCUCCAUCCUGUCUCUGUCCCUCCUUUAUCAGGUCUCAUUCUUCUCGAACCGAGUCAUUUCACUUGUAGAUGUGGAAUGAAAGAUGUUUUUUAACUCACCGAUUUCACUCGUUUUCCCAGUGUUCUUUUAAUGUAAAGGACUUUAAUUCAAAAGGGACUCUCUGUCCGUCCGUCUGAGCACACUCUCUUCCCUCCUUCACUCUAACUGUAAAAUAACAGGGGCAAUAAUAUACUGUAACUUAUUCUUUCAUUGUUGCCUUUCCCCUCCUCUCCUCCUCUGUGAUUCUACUUCCUGUUGUGCUUUAUUCAUGCAGAAUCUAUCGAACAUGAUAGCAGCUUUAGCUUUUAGUAUCUCUAUGCAACCUAGAUGGCCUUUCUAACCCACUGCUUUCAUGUGUAAAGGUCUGGAAACCCUUUGGUUUACAUUUUCUGAACACUGCUGCACCGGCUGUGUUUCCAUCCCGUGUUACAGCAAAACUGUAAAGAAAUGUUUGGUAAAUAAAGUCAGGUUUGUUUUUGACCGCUGGUUGUAGCCGAUAAAUCUCCAAAAGUCAAAUCAACACAGAAAAUCAUUUAAGAUUUUAUUGUUGCAACUUUUUGUUUUCAGUUUUUGGCUUUGUUUAAAGUUUUUGCUGGGUGUUGGAAACUAUUGAUGAUGCUAAUCCUACAAAAUUCAUUUUUAUAGUUGGAUACAAUAAGGUUUUUAUUUUUUCUACAAACAAAACUACAAACAGUGUUGCUCCAAUCAGAAAUGACACCUUAUGGGAGAGUAAACAAUUCCUCCAUGGAUCCUAUAAAGCUGCACUCCCUGAUUUAGCUUCUUAUCAGUUGAUGUUUAAGUUUCUAAAUAUCCGACAAGCUUGGAGGAAAAACAAAUCCCGUGCAUCAUAAAGUCACUGACUGCAGCUUUACAAUUCGAUAGAGUAGAAUUUGUAAUGAUGUGGAUGGAAAAUGUAGCUGCUAUUUCUUCUUAUUUCCUUUUCUGACAAACUGAAGUCUGGGCCCAGCUGGACUCAUUUUAUCUUUAUUUCAGUGUUAAUUCUUCACUCAUCUGUCGCCUCUUUAACUUUUUUUUUUCAGCUUGAUUGAGCCAUAAAAACAUGUUAACGUUGAAGGGAAUGAACACGUUGCUGUGAUCAGCAGCUGAUACAAACCCCGGGUAUGGGUUUCUUCGUGAAUAUGUAUUUUUGUAAAAAAUAAAAUCAGAGAUUCAUGUUUAUGAAGCAUGAAGGAUAGUGUAGACUGAAACUAAAUAACCUAGUGUAGUUGAAAGUAAGGCAGGAGAAGUGCACUGAAGUCAGCUGAUUACAUUUCUUUUGUUUUUAUUUUAUUUUGAAAGGUAAAACCUGCAGCCAUGUCAGCUGAUAUUAAUAUGAAAUGUUUAAGUUAUUGUUGACUGAUUGUGCCUGCUGCAUAAAUACUGGAAAGGUCAUGAAGCCUUUGGUUGAAGUAUUUUUGUGUUUGUGAAGUGUUUUUUUGUUUGUUUAAAUCAUGCUGUGCAUUUGUUUACCACAGAGCCCGGCAGGUUUCAGGGAUUUGUUUUUAUUUGUGCUCAUAGAUUAGAGCUCUGCACAGAGAGCUGAACCAGACUGGUGCUGCCAAAUUUGAGACCCAAACCUAACCCACAAUCCGAAGCUAUAGUUCUCUUUACUGUCACCAAGAAAAGCCUCAACCGGCCGAAGCUCGAAGCUCGACGCAGCUAAACAGCUCCAACCUGCAAAGUUGGUGGCAGUACUCUUAAGAUCGCUAAUGCGAGAGUACGAAUUAAUAGAAUGUGUAUUUAAAUAAACUGUUUGUUUGUCAAAUAUGUUUAGGGGAUGUUAAUGUUGUUCAACAAACAUCUGAUUCUGUACAUCUGAAAAUGAAGUGCUUUUGAUAAACAUGCCAAAAGCUUAUCCAGAUUAAGACUGUUGAACCUACGUGUAGUGAUAUUGCUGAAGGUUUCUGGGAGUGGAAUUUGCUCUUUAGAAGACAUAGACCUAAUUAUAUUGGUUUUAGGCCAAUUUCUUAGUCUCAUACAGCGUACCAAAAUGUUUGGGACAAAUAGUUCUUAUUGCUACAGUAUAUAUAUUAUUAUAUAUUAUAUUAAUGCCUAUUUGAGAGCAUUUUAAUUUUUGUGAGCACAAAUUACCUAAAAAAGAAAAACAGACCACUAAAACCUGCAGGGUUCUGUAGUUUGCCUCCGUGUAGCGACAGUAGCCGACUUGUGCAUCUGAUCACUUUAAAACUUGUAUUCAUUUCUUUGCCUGUUGUAUGCGGUGUGUUCUUCUGUUCAUAUUUUUUGCCCUUCUUCUAAUUUCAUUUCCAUCUGGAUUUGGAAGCAUUAAUCUGAACAGGUUUAAGAAUAUGUUGUUAUGUUUUCUCUGGAGUGACAACGCCCAGUCUGACUAAACUUUAACUUCUACAGUGAAAUCUUACGGCCAUAUUAUGAGUGAGAAUGAGCGUCAGUGUGGAUGAUGAGUACAUUGAACUGUGUUUACAGGUUGUCACAUCAGAGCAGGAGUGUGUAUGAGUGGAAUGCUCUUUAUGUUGCAGGCACAUUAGGAUCAUUGCAGUAUGUUUUUACUUGACGUGUUAGAGAAGAAUAUAUUGUACAGUAUUUAAGCAAGGUAACUGCACUGAAAAUCUUCUUGUUUUGCACUUAAGUUAUUUUAUUUAUCUGUUUUCUUUUGUUUUCAUUGCAGCCAAACUCUUAUGCAAGUACAGGAAGUUGAGUUUUUUGAUUUAAUCAGCCCUUCCUCUUGUCUGGUUUUGUUCCAAUUUGUCCGCUAGCCACUGAUGCCAAUAAAGACAAACUUCUUAA
Molecule: messenger RNA, 8549 nt
Organism: Dicentrarchus labrax (European seabass)
Lineage: Eukaryota; Metazoa; Chordata; Actinopteri; Moronidae
Gene: plekhm3
Product: pleckstrin homology domain containing, family M, member 3
Exons: 8
Coding region: 1471-3828 (785 amino acids)
Source: RefSeq, a predicted model, not a curated record